Venturia canescens is the source of this 11883-nucleotide messenger RNA. Its product is annotated as formin-J. Gene Ontology annotation, molecular function: DNA-binding transcription factor activity, RNA polymerase II-specific; RNA polymerase II cis-regulatory region sequence-specific DNA binding. The record is from RefSeq and is a predicted model, not a curated record. The transcript is spliced from 5 exons. Gene Ontology annotation, biological process: regulation of transcription by RNA polymerase II. NCBI's taxonomy places the organism in Eukaryota, Metazoa, Arthropoda, Insecta, Hymenoptera, Ichneumonidae. Bases 2432 to 6643 code for a protein of 1403 amino acids.
GUCAAAGUGUGCGUGUGUAUAGGAAAAGAAGAGUGAACGCGCGCGGUUAUUUGGCUCGUAAUCGCGUCUCUUUUUUUCCGCGCGUCUCAUCGGCGAACACGAGUGCUGAGGACAAUUGUCUCAUUUUUUUGUAAAUACCUCGGCACAAAGAAGGCCGUUUUGUGAGAGUGGGAUGAUCCAGUGGAAGGAUAAUCGCGCGGUGUGUUUCGUGUCGAUACCGUUCCUGCCGCCCCGCGGAUUCUCACCGAACCGGCCACAAUAGAAUCUCUCCGCGUGCGAGAGAGCGAGAAAGACAGUAGAAGAAUAAUACUAGAAAAGCGUGGGAGUGAGAGAGACGCUAGAUCCACAACGACAAGUGCCAAAGUGCUCUAGCGUUAUUCUCUUAGAAAAAUCCAACAUUUUUACUGGAAAAAAACUGGCAAUAAAGACAACAAACGUCAAAUGCUUCGAUCGUCAAAAAAAAAAUGUAUGUAUUUGCAUUCGUGACGUUAGUCGAAAAUACGAAAUACAAUCAGGCACAAGUAAACAAAGAACGCGUGUAUAUUAUUUAACGCGUUAGAAUGGACGUUCGAGGGAGUGUUACGAGAAAACCGAAAUAAUCGAAAUUGUGAAAAAAAGAACGGGUCGUGAAUUAUCAUGAAUUCAAUGGCCGGAACUUGAAUGAAAAAUUUCAGAGUGAACGAUCCCCGACCCCAUUGUUUUUGCGAAGUGGAAAAAGGAUCAGACAGCUACAACCGAGUAAUCAAUUUCGUUGAUAUUUGUUAGAGAAAAAUAGGAUAUUUUAGUGCCUUCGUUCAAUAAACGUCGAAGGGGUUUUAUGAUGCCGUGGAUCUUUCGAACAGCGGGGCGAUUAUCGUCGUUUACAACGGGGGCGUUCGAGUCAGAAGAAGCACCAGCAGCAGCCGGGACAGCAGCAGCUGAUUGAUACAAAAUGUCCGAAGCCUGGUCGCGGCACGUUAGCCGGCAGGGCAUCGCGUGCACGACACCGAGACAUCAACCACGAGAACUCUCGACGUAUCCGAGAGACAAUAAAACGGUGACAUUAAACAAGUUAAAAUAACGAAACAAAUGUGGAAUUCGUAUUUUUUACGAUAUUAAGACAACAACAAAACGAAUUCGAAAAAUCCAAGUGACACGACUCAGUUAUUCCCUUUGUUUCCCCUCCAAUCUCGUCAAACUGAAUGACAAAACAAUUAAAAACAGCUUCUUUUCCUAUCGUCUCUGAGAUCGCGGCUAUGUGACAAAGCAAGAAAGAACGUUAAAAAACGGAAAUUCUAACAAGUUGGACAUUAGGGAGCAGCUGAUUCGGACAAAAUGGUCGGCUCGCGUCGUUUGCCGGCGAAUUAACGACGGUGAAAAGAGAAAACAAAUUGUCUGACUUUCGAGACUGUGAAAACCAAGGGAUUUACCGCGAGAGAGAAGUGAAUUUGAAAAGUUUCGAGAUCGUAGCAGUAAAAAAUCUACACGGGAGUGCCUGAAGAAGGGAGAGAAAAAAGGCGAUUGAAAGGAAGCGAAAGAGAAAAAGUACUGUGCUUUUGCUUCGUGUGAUCGAGGGUGCAUGGUGGUGGCGUGAUGCGAACAAGGAAAAAACGUUGUUGCGUUAAAAUUCAAGGAUAUUCGUGAAUUUGAAACUUCGAGUCAAUUGUGUAAAGUGUCGAUUUUCCGAUCGUGACAAAUUUGUCGCUCAUCGAGAGAGCGAUAAAGAAGCAGAGUGCGGGAAAGCUUGAUCGUGAAUGCGCCGGGAUUUAUGUGCAACGGGGGAGGACGCAAAGAGGAAGCUCAAGGAUUUUUCUCUUUCAAAAAAGAAACUAAAAAAAAACUGUCAUAAUCGAUCGUGCGUGUACGAAGAAAAACGCUUAAAAAAACGAAAACCCGAUGUUCUUCACGCGAUCUUGUUGAAACGUCGUUUUUGUUACGUCGCGACUGUUUUUAAACUGCAAAGUAUACGACUGUCAAAUUCUAUCAGGCUCCGUUAUAAUUAGAGUGUGAAUAAAUAAUAAUAAAAAAAAGUGAAGGAGAAGAUUCGCGGACUAUUUAAACGGGGAUUGCUUUUGAUGUUGAGAUUUGUGGGAAUGCAUGCGAUUCGGGAUGCAAUUUUAUCUCGUAUUUGAGUAGAGACGUUUAUCCUCGUUUUAGAAUAAUGAUACUGCGCGAUAUUCACGACGAGGAGUGAUUGCCAAAAGAGACAGAAUAGUCCGCGACUAUUCUGUGUUUUGUGCGGUGUCUCGUCUCGUCGUGGAGCGAAAAAUUCCAAGACUCAGGUCGAAAAGGACGAAAGGGCUCCGGAGAAUACCCAAAUGAAAACGAAGAAAAAAACAUUUUUAUGACGGAAGAAAAAUUACGAAUAUAUGGAAAUACAUAUUAAAUACAAAAACUAAGGAAAAAACAAGAUAAAGGGCGAGGUGAAAAGAUCUUCGAGAAAAAAAAAACGAUGAACGCGGAGGGACAGCAUGACCGGCAGAGAUUCGGCCAGGCAAAGUGCCCAAAGGGUGCUGGUCUCGAGCAAAGAACACCAACAAAUUUAACCAACAUCGCCAAUUCCAUUAACGACGAAAGUCCAACGCGCCCCGUGCUCGAGACACGCAGAAUAAAAAAAGAACGAAAUUUCGUUGAGAGCGUCAAUGAAAAUGGUGCGAACGGCGGGAGCAACAACAGUCUCGCCGGUAACAAUGACACGACAGCCGGCACUUCCGAAAAUGGGCACCAUCAUUCGAGAAUCAACAAUGUCUCGAGAACUAACGGCUUUCAUUCGAGUGAUAUACUUCAGGAAAUCAUUGCCGCCAAAUUUGGCCAAUCUUCUACCGGACACGGUAACUCCAACAAAAACGACAAAAUUCGCCUCAUGAUUGAAGACAGCUUGGGCGAGGAUUCGAAGAAUCGCGUUCAAGAAAUAUUUCUACAAGUAGAGCAGCUGAAGAUCGAAGAAAAAUUAUUACUCUAUCUACGAUUACCGGCGUCACUCGCUAAUCCUGGAGGAACGGUUGAUCCAUUGAGGCAACCUUUGAAUCCGCUUGGCAAUCGAUACGAAAUCCAUCAGACGAUUAUGUGGAUAAAAACACAUUUAGAGGAGGAUCCGGAUGUUUCGUUACCCAAACAGGAAGUUUACGACGAGUACAACGUGUUUUGUAUAAGAAACGCGAUGAAACCAUUGUCAACUGCCGAUUUUGGAAAAGUAAUGAAGCAAGUUUAUCCACGUGUCAGACCACGGAGACUCGGUACGCGAGGGAACUCGCGUUAUUGUUACGCCGGUAUGAGAAAACGAGUGAAACUCGAUACGCCGACGUUACCAGCAGUCACGGACACGACGGCGGUCGAGGAUUUCGAGGAACCGAUAACUGAAGAAAUGUUGGGGGCUGCAUCGACUCUGAUUAGAGAAUGGGCGGAAAGUUUAUUAAAAAUGAAAUUUUCGUCCCUCAGUGCGCUCGCACGACAUCUCGUCGACAAUCUCCGGGUGAACACGCGAUCGCUCUCCGCUGUUUGCAUUUUGAGUGCAUCCGGUGAUUCGGAGCCUUCGACCAAUAAUAAAGUUUCAGAGACAUCGCCGAGUUUGUCGGUGACACCGGUGGCUGGAAAACCUGGAAAGAUGAGAGAGGCGCAGCUGCAGUUGCAACGAAAAUUGCAGCAGCGCGAACACACGAGGGAUCAGAAGAAUCGUCAGCAGGAAGUGUCGCUACAAAAUUCGAGCAAAGAAAAAAGCGCGGAGAGUCUAACGCCAGCGCAAUUAACGACGAGAUCGUCGUCGUCGAUUGGUAAGGGGUGUAAAAAGAGUAAAACGAGUCAAUCGCCGCAGAUAGUUGGAGGAUUGACGAGUGCAGGAACGACAACGGGACCAUCGCCGAAGACAACGACGUCGCAGCCGGCUGCGACGUCGAGUCCGGCGUCAUCGAGAAGCCGAAAACUGCCGAGAUCGGGGAGUCAGGGAGCGAGCAAUAACAGCAACAACAAUAACGCCGUAUCGCCUCAAUUAUACUGUGAUAACGAUCAAUCUCAAGGGACAACCGCGUCGUCGACGCAUCCGCGUUUGGAUGAAGGCCGAAGUAGCAACAAUGGCGCAUCGAGAUCUUGCACGCCGAAUGACGUGGUUCGCGAGGUAAAAUUAAAAACCUCGCGGAAACGAUCGAGUCUGGACUCGGCGCGUCAACCGAGUGAAUCGAGUCCGGAGAAGCAAGCUAAAUUAGCUGAAGAAAUAGAUGGAGGAAAGCAUCAAGAGGCGAUUAAGAAUUUCGCUCAAAUGCCGCCAAUUCAACGAGUCGUGGAGAAGGUCACUCUCGUCGUACCGAGUAACCUGAAACUCGAAAAACCAGACUGUCCUGAAUUGAAGACGCAACUGGUACGUUCGCGAGACGCGGAGACUUCGAUAAUGGAGAAGAUGACGAACGGACGUGCGACUGUAUGGGAAAGUAUUACGGUGAAUAACCGUUUGGAGGAUAAAUUGUGUACAAUAGAUCCUGACGCGUUGGACGACUAUUUGAACGGCGGUAACAAUUCGCAGGAGCAAGAGGAGGAGUUGCUGCAGUACUUUCAGCAGAGUAAUUCCUCGAGUUCGGACGUUGAGGCUGGUUUCAACAAUCAAUUGGCGAGUAAUUCGGAAACUGAGCGUUCUUCGAGAUCGGACAAAGUGUCGCAGCUCCGAAUAAUACUGCAGCAAAAUCUCAAAGACGGAACCAUCAGACCGGUGAACAGCUUGGACGGUUCGAGCGGAAUAAGACGCACGACUCCGGUGAUCGAGACUAAAAGUCGAGAAAACACGAGCAAACAACACGACAUCGUGUUGCCGAUAUUAUUGAAUCAUCAUUCGAAUCCAGCUAGCAGCGGGACGAGGCGACGAGUGAGUUUUGAAACUAGCGUGCUCGAACACCAUCACCAACAACAGCAGCAGCAACAACACCUUCAUCAACAACAGCAGCAGCAGCAGCAACAACUACAACAACAACAACAACAACAACGACAGCAACAACAACAACAACACCAACAACAGCAGCAACAACAGCAACAACAAACUUCGCACCUUCACGAAAUCUCGACGAGCCACGUGACCGCGAAUACACCAGUAAACACGGUGCCACAAAGCCCGAAUACCCGUCGUAGAAUAUUCAAUUUCACACCAAUAUCACCGGGGCCUCAUUCACCGAUAAACGGACGAGCAGCUUCCGCUUCAAAGCCCAGCUCCGCCAACGCGAGUCCUUUCGUUUCUCCACGAAAUACUCCGGUCCCACGCUCACGAAGUAACUUACAAUCGGCCGGUGGAUCUCGAGCUCGAGGCCAAAAGAGCCUCGCCAGGUCGAUAUCCUGCAGUGUUCCUUAUACGAAUACCAGACAAGAUACGUUCGUCGUACCGACCAGCAGUUCGGACAGUUCUCGUUUGACCAUCACGCCGACGUCCCUAACAGGACCACGCUCCAACGUCGUCGAGGUCCAAGCGUCGAGUUUACUUCCCGGACGUUUGAUAAGCGUCGAACGACGAAACGACGAUUCGAAAGUGCUCGGAGAAGCGAGCGCCACUUCAUUCCUCAGCGAUAUAGAUCAGCAAAAACAAUUACUCAUCAAUUACCCGAGUCAGGAGAAUCUACAGGAAAUAAAAAACGUUUACGACUCGUGCCUCCCGACCACCAGAUCUUCCACGAGCGGCACAACGACCAAUACAACCCCAACAGCUUCAAACACCGGAACGAACAAUCACACAGUCAGAAAUUGCCAACCUCCUGAUCAGGAAAUCAGCGAAUUGCUCAACGGCGCAACGAGACAACAAUCCUUCACGACCGAACAAUUGUAUUACAGAUCGCAAUCGGUGCCUCUUCAUCGCAUGGUCAACCCGACUCUAAUGUCACCCAUAGCGUCCAAUCAUUCACAAUUUCUAGGCAAUCUUCACAGUUUCAAUAACUCAUCCAACAGUUCCAUCGCCCCGACACCCGUGCCCAGUGAAUUCAACGAUUUCGUCUCUAUCGGUGCUCACGAAGCUUACCUUCUCGACGACGUCGACGCCGGCUUCAUCGCCGAUGAUCAGCAGUUUCUCAUGGAGGACAAAGAGUCGAUUACCAAAAUUUUGAAUAUUCUCGAUGAAGAGGGACGUCAGAGCAUGACUAUUUUACCCGAUAGAACGACAAACGAUGACAAUCUUCUAGAGAACACCAAUCUCACGAUCGACCUUUUGGAUCCCCUGGCCAACGCCGAUUUGUCCAUACAAACCGAGAGCAUCGUCGAUCCAGCGGUCGUUCUCGACCCUUCGGUCGAUGGCAAUCUUCGUAAAAUCAUCGAAUCGCGCUCUUAUCCGAACACUCCAUUGCCGAUCGUUACCGGUGCUUAUAACGCAGCAAAUUACAACAACGAGGACAACAACAGUAACGGCUCAAGAUCUUAUCCAUCCACGCCAUUGCACACUCUGCAAUCCCAAGAGAUUUAUCGUGAAAGUAACGAGCCCAUGCUCUCAUCGCCGACCUUAAACUCGUUGAAUCUCCGCGCCGAAAACGUCGAUCCGAGUAACGACAGCGUUUGUCGGAACGUUACCGAUCUCUUGGAAACUAAUUUCCUGGGGGACAACGAAGCGGACAACGACGAUCUCGAUCCACUUGGAAAUUUCGACGGUCUUCAAGACGUCGAUUCUCUGACCCCGCUCUUCAACGAGGUCGCCGAAACUAAUCGUUGAUUCCUCAUUUCGCCGGAUUUCUUGUUACUGUUUCAAAGUAUAACGAUCGUCCAGUGUUCGAAAGAAAGAAUAACCAUUCGGGGUCGCGAGGGGGGAAAAAAGUGUUGUGCCGAUAGUGAAUAACGUCGGAGAGGUACUCCACCGUUUUUUUUUUUUUUUUUUUUUUAAUAUCAAAAAUUAACAAUCACGGAGUGAACGAACACGAAAGAAAAACAAAUAUGACUCACUGCCAGGAAAACUUUCAAAUGUUGAGGAAGAGGGGGAGAACGAGCGAAAUUGUCGCGAACAUGUCGCGUGACUAGCGAACAUUGCUAACGGAUUCUUUUCCUUAUUUUCGAUCAAACUCGCGAAUCGAAGCGAUCAAACGAAUUUUAUCGUUGAUUGAAUUCAUAGCGGAAUUUGCAGUUCGUAGCGAGAUGAAAAGCACGAGAAAAUCGAAUAAAAUCGGAACAGCAAGAAAAAAAAAAGCAAUUUCGUCGACAGUCACGUGAGCUUGUUCUUCGCACGAUCGCUUCGAUGAAACAAACACUUUUUAACAUUCGAACGAGAUAUAAGAAUAAAAGGAAUUAAAAGAGAUGAGAGAACGAAAAAGUAUUUUGCGAAAAGGGUACUCGCGGGCUUCAUCCUCGUGAUAAUUGUGAUGACCCGAGACUCCCUGACGAGGCUCGUGAUCCGAUUGUGUAGACUUCGUUAUUAUCUUCGCCUUUUUUUACGGUUCUUUCCAUACAUCUUAUACUCGCAUCAUUAUUAUUUUCUCUUUUGUUUCUUUUUUUUACUUGCUAUGUGUGUGGUUAGAUUUUCGUCCAGAGAGUGCGUGAGAGUAAGCAAAGCGGAGGUGAAAAUGAAACGAAUGUUGUGGGCACGUGUCUUGAACCGAGAGAAAAUUGAUCGGUCAUUUUCUUCUUUGUACAAAUUAAUUUGUAGGAAUAUUUUUUUAAAAGGAUCGAUUAAAAUUUUAAACGAACGUGCCGGCUCUUUUAAUUUGACGAGUUACGAAGGAAAAAAUAAAUUACAUACGAAAUUCCCCGAUUCGAUUGGACUUAGCGAAUGUAUUUGCAAAUUAAACAAAAAUAAAUACAAUUUCCGUGCCUUUUCGAUAAUAUUACCGUAAAAUUGUCAGGUCGGUCGGGGGCCAGCCGUCGUUCGAACAAUGAUUUUGCUGUUUUAACUGCUUUUAUUCGAUCGGAGAAUAUAAAAAACGAUUAUGUUUUAGCUUCACUAUGUCCUCAUUCGUUGUUCCCGGUGUAGUGGUUGAUUUAUUAGUUCUCAACGAUCGAUUAAAACAAAGCUUGUAAAGCGAAUGUAGGCUUACAAAAUUCUCGCGCGUGUAAACAAAAUCCGAGUGAUUGAAAAAAAAAUGAAUUUUAUUAUAAUCGUUAUAGAAUCGACUUUGUUGACAAAAAUUUUUCGUUUCUUUUCUAACGCAAUAAUAUACGACAUGAAAGUAAUUUUCAACGACGAUGUACCAAAAAAAGUAUUAGUUUCGAAAACGAUGCUCGUCGAUUCAAAAUUGCAAUCUGAAUGAUCGAACGAAUGUGCGAGAAAAUAAAUUAAUUGAUAGAACGUAGGAGAUAUUACGAAAUGAAUAUUCGUCUUAAAGAGCAGUGACAAAGAAACGCAAAAGAGUGAAAGGAAAAGAUGGUAUUACGAAAUUUUUAUCUCAUCUUUUAUCACACGCACAAAAAUACGUUAAGCUUCGAGUCGCAACGUUUACGAAGGAGGAAAAGGAAGAAAAAAAUCGAGAUCGAAAAUAACCGGAAGAGAUUGAUGUUCGUCGAAAGCCAAAAAAAAAAACGAAAGCAAACAAAAAGCGUACAUAAAUGUGUUUGUAUAGUUUGAAAAAUCAUAAUUCAGCUCCGACGAUCGAAUCGCAAAAAAACGAACCAUUCGUCGUUUCGUCUCUAGGACUUUUUUACUUUACGCGUGCGAAGAAGAAUCGUUUGAUCGUUAGUUGCCUACAGGAAUAAUGGACGAAUUAAUGAAUCGAGCUUAUUAAAAGGAAGAAAAAUAAAAUUUCUAACUCUCAUAUCGUUUAGAACGUGGUCGAAGGUCGUUCUUUUUUUUUUUUUGCGGAAGCGUUUACUACGCAAAUUCCUUCCGAAAAUCAGGCACGAAAUAUAAAAAAGAAAAAUUUCACUUUCGAGACCAAAAAUCCAGGAAAGGAGUUGAUUUUUCGAAGAACAGUAAUAAUAAUUAAAAAGGGCGGUCCGAUGAUCGACGGUUUCGAAUGAAAAAAAUUAAUAAUUACCGAAAAAUUCAUGAGCUCUCACUUUUCAAAGAGAUUUUUUAACGGAAGCAAUUUCCGGCGAGACUUCAUUUUUUCAAAAUUUCCCAGAUUAAACGAGAUUCUGCUUCCCUCCGUCUAGUACAAAAGCGAAAACAAAUUUUCGACGCUAAAACUGAUCACUGCCUGACUGUAGUCGUUCACGAAAAAAACAAAAACAAAAACCAAAAAAAAAACAGAAAAAAAAACAAAUUGAAGAAAAAUAAGCGAACGGAGAUCGAAAGAAUUUUUUUCUUACUUCACAAUAUCUGUAUUUUCGUGCUUGUGUAAAAUAUCGAUAUUGAAUAUAAUAUGACAAAAUGUAGUAUCCGUGGGGAAAAAUGCGAGAAAAUGAAGUCGCGAAUAAACCACUUGUUUAGCGAAUCGUGUUGCAUGUCAAAUAGAAAUCAGUUAAUGAAAGGAAAAACAAAGCAAAAAAAAAAAAGAGAAAAAACAAACGAAACCUAUAGAAUUGCAGUUACUCACUAAAAUACUAUAAUCGAUCAGUAGAAUACGCGCAAUUAUAAUUGUACAAGGUCAAUGUAGCGAAGUGAAAAAAAAAUGUGCAUUACCACGAGGCCAAAAAUUUUUUUGGGCAAUCAUACACCGAUUAUUUGAUCAUGAUUUUCAAUCAGCCACAAUGAACCGGUUAAAAUGUUCUCAGCUGAUGAAAACAAUUUUUGAGAAAAGUACCGAAUUUUCAUUCGAGUUUCAAAUUGAUCUCUGAAUUCAAUAAAAUAAUUUUUUCAUCAAUCAGAUAUCAACUGUUAUUAGAAUCAUUUUGGCACAACGAAUGAAGGAAAAAAAAUAACAAAAUUAUUCGAAUGAUCUUCGAAUCACGAAGUUCGAUUCUGAUCUUCGGAAUGAUAUUCCACAUAGGUGUUUCACGUGAACCAUUACAGCUGUUCAUUUCAUAAGUACAUUUUUCAAAAAGACGAAAUCCCAUGAUUGAGAAUGUGUGAUCUAUGAUUGCCCUAAUUUUUGGAAAAAAAAUCGCUUACGUUAUCACAAUGAUUAUUUGUACGAAUGAUCUCUUCUCCUGCCUUUCCGAAACACUGUCGUGCUUUUUUCAUCUUAUUUCGUAGAAUUCGCAUGCAAAUAAUUGUCUUUUGUCAGCCACACAACGUUUUUUCUCAAUGAAUUUUUUUCAAUUUUCGUCAAGGUUGUGUGUUUCUUAGAAAAUCUGCAAACACACGUAUAAUCAAAUCCCUUAUCCGGCAAUCACGAUGUAGAAAUAAUAAUAUUUUACCCGGAGUUAAAUAACGAGUUGGCCAAAAAAAACUAACGAAAAAUUGAUUGAUUUGUAAAUUUGAAAAAAAGAAAAGAAAAAAAAAACUUCAAUUUCGGUGUAAAUAAAUUCGAUUGAGCUCAAUUUCGAAUCCCCUGGCGCUCUGCGAUGAAAAAUUCAAUCGUCCUCAUAAAUCGUAAUCAGUUGAAUCAUUUUUUUUAAAUAUCUCACAAAUUUUGCGUUACAAGAAAAAAACGACAAUCUCGCAUCAACGAUUAUUUGGAAAUUUCGUGCUUUGGGAAAGCGGUCUUCCCAUCGCGUGGAGUUAUAAAUCGAAUUCCUCUAUCAUAUUAUCGCGGUCUAAAAAUUUUUAGUAAUCCGUCAGUAUUAAUUCGACCGAGAUUCUAUUUAAAAAUGUUGUACAAAACAAAAAAAGUGCAGCAAAAAAGGAAAGAUUUCAAACAUAAAUUUGCCACGAUUACCAUCGUUUUCUUGAUUUGUGAGUUUUUAUCCGGAUCUGAACAAUUCCCAGAUGAGCCAUGAAAGAGACAUAAGAAAAUAUUGAUAGACGUAUGCGUGUCAGAAAAAAAACUGAAAAAUACGUUCUUUUGGCUUGAAUACUUGAAGCAAGUUUCGAAAACGCGAUUUGUGAAUACGCCUCAGUCCAAUCAUAAAUAAAGUAGUCGUAAGUUUCACUUUUAUGUUAAGACAAUCCUUCUUCGUCUCAAUCGUUGGACUCUUAACUUUUUUUUUAAAUCUUUUUUUUUUUCAUUAUUAUUUACUUUAUACAUGAAUAUACAUAAAAAUAUAUUUUAUAAAGCAAAUAAUAAUUGUAAAAGUUCGUGCCCCUCUCGUACGAAUUUGUUCUUAUAGAUUCGCAAUUAUUGUUAUUAUUAUAAAAUUUAAAACCAUUUUACGAUGAUUUAGUAAACUGUGAUAUUUGCGCGAGUGCUUACGUAUUUUGUAUGUGUGUAUGCGCAUGUACAUAAUGUAUCCCAUCAUUUCGCGUUUGACCCGAUUAUCUUUUCUUUUUUUUUUCUUCUUUUUUCUACAUUUUUUUUCGUCACCCCGAAACAUGAUAUCUCGUCACACUCGUUCACAAAUUCUCUUUUCCCGCUCCUUGCCUACUUCGUGUAAAAAUCCACGUUUUUUCUACAACACCGAACAAUGAAAUGGAGGAAAAGAAAAGAAAAAAAAAACAUGUUCAACAAACCGCGCAGCAAAACGGAUGUCCCAAGUAGUUUUAUGUCGAGCCCAUAAUGAUUCAUCAACCCAUAAAAAAAAUCGGAGUAAUUUCCCAUCAAAUGUUCAUUUUCAUUAUUUUUAUUUCAUGUACAAUCUUAUUUAACGUUUACGCAUUCAAAAAAAUUCUUCUUUGGCCUAAACCAAAAGUUAUUUAUCAUCAAUUUUUUUAUUUAACAAAAUAAAUCAGCUCCGAUUUUUUUUUCGCAGUAGUUUGCGUAACGAGCGUAACGGGUUUCUGUACACACAUCACAUAAUACACACAUACACAGACACACACUUAGUUUUCGAAAAACGAAAAUGAUUUGAACGUUCAUAUACAUUGUAGUGAAAAAAAAAAUAUAUAUAUAUAUAUAUGUAGGUAGGAAAUAUAAGAUAUAUAUAUAUAAAUAUAUAUCUUAUAUUUCGUAGGUAGGAAAUAUAAGAUAUAUACAUAUAUAUAUAAUUUUGUAUAAUUUAUAAUUACCAUUUGACGAUAAAAUAAAAUGUUAACAUUGUAUGGCCUAA